Molecule: messenger RNA, 591 nt
Organism: Medioppia subpectinata
Lineage: Eukaryota; Metazoa; Arthropoda; Arachnida; Sarcoptiformes; Oppiidae
Source: the annotation of a GenBank genome assembly
UGUGCCGCAAACUGUACGGUGACUGACAUCCGAGUAUACGCGGGACUAAUAAACCAAAGCAUUUCAAGUCACGCAUACUAUACGGGCGGUGAGUAUUACAUUAAUCCUGAUUACGCAGCAAACAAAUGGUUUCCCUACGAUCUGGCGCUCAUCCGACUCGACUCUAGUAUACCACUGGACGGGGCGUCGGGUUUGACGGGAAUUAACGCCAUUUGUUUGCCCGAAGAGAAUGUGACAAAUGUGACCGAAGAGUACGCCCUAUUGAAUGGGUUUGGCGUCGAUAACGAUAACGGGACGGGAAGUGGUAUUCAACGCAUGGGUUGGACUAAAAUACUGAAGGGCAAUCCCGACGAUAGUCGGGGUCAAAAUACCAUGCUGUUUUGGACACGCGUACCGUUCCCGACGGGAACAGCCGGUUGUUCCUAUGUGAAUGGUGUGGCUGUACUCAUUGGCAUUCAUGCUACUAAACACGGCACAGGAAAGGCAUGUAUGGGCUUAGAUCCGGACGAUACAGGAAGUGGUCCUCGUGUUUCACACCACAUGCAAUGGAUUGUCAAUACUAUUAGUUCAUUUGACAAUGUUCAGGCCUAA